Molecule: messenger RNA, 2982 nt
Organism: Oncorhynchus gorbuscha (pink salmon)
Lineage: Eukaryota; Metazoa; Chordata; Actinopteri; Salmoniformes; Salmonidae
Product: regulator of G-protein signaling 14-like
Biological process (GO): signal transduction
Molecular function (GO): GTPase activator activity
Source: RefSeq, a predicted model, not a curated record
UUAUGGCUGGGAUGUUGUUUGUUCAGUGAUAAGCCAUCAUCACUGCGGGCCCCAGACCAGUCCCCUGGCAUCAGCCAACCCAGAGCUGUUAAAACUCUCCUCUUCUUUUCUUUCCUUUUCUUUCUCUCUCUGUCUAUUCCAAGUAGGCACCGCCAAUGCCAUGGAGACCUCUGCAUCCUGCCACUGUCCUUUGAGGAAAACAACUGGAGAAUCCAGAGAGAAGAAAACAAUGAUGUUCAAAGAGUUCACCAAAGGAUUCUCUCAACUUGCCCUGAGAUCAUCUCUCCGAAGGAGACUUGGACGAUACAACAAUGAAACCAGCAUUAGGCCACUGAAUCUCACAAGGAGUCUGGCAGUGUCGGACGGAGAGCUGAAUGUGGUACCAGAGGAACGUGGAGCCAGUGUGGGCCUGUGUUCCAGCAGUAACUCCAGUCUCCCCACCGUGCCCAGUGAUGGAGCCAGUGGUGUGGGGAAGGUGGCCAGCUGGGCUGUGAGCUUUGAGAGGCUACUACAGGACCCAACUGGUGUCCUCUACUUCACGGCUUUCCUGAAGUCGGAGGUCAGUGCUGAGAACAUCUUAUUUUGGCAGGCAUGUGAAAAGUUCAGACAGAUCCCAGCCAAUCAGAAAGAGAAGUUAAACCAGGAGGCUCGCUCCAUCUACAGCAGUUACCUCUCAGGCAGUGCCUCCCAUCCCAUCAACAUUGAUGACAAAGUCCGCAUCGAGGAGUGGGAAGUGAGAAACCCUCACCCUGACAUGUAUCAGAAGGCUCAACAACAGAUCUUCAAGCUGAUGAAGUUUGACAGCUACACACGCUUUGUUCGCUCCCAGCUCUAUCAGAGCUGCAUGUUGGCCAAUGUGGAGGGCAGGCCUCUACCUGAGCUGGGCCCCCGCUCGAAGAGCACAGCAACCAGAAAGACUGCCGGGACUGACAUCCCCUCUCAUAGUGACAGACCCAAGGCUGACCAGAAACCCAAAGAGAAACCAAAGGUCAAACCAGGAAAGUCUCUACCUUUGGAUUUGGACGAGGGAGCAGAAAAGAGGAAAGGAGCCCCACAGAACAAGCUGACCAGAGAGAAAGGACAGGAAAAGAGGGGAUCAUGGGGAGCUGAGCUUGCUGACCAUGCUGCAGUCUUACAGAGCACAGCCAGUUCGGGAUCCCUCCUCAAAGCAGCAGAGAAGUUGGAGAAGGAGCGUUGGCGUGCGGGCCAGGCAGAGAAGUACUGUUGUGUGUUCCUACCUGACGGCACUGCAUCCCUGGCUCCAGCCCGACCUGGCCUCUCUAUCCGCACUAUGCUCACUGGGCUCUGUGAGAAGAGAGGCCUCCCCCUCUCGGAUGUCAUAAUCUACCUGCAGGGCAAGGACAAGAAACCACUCUCUCUGGAUCAGGACAGCUCAGUUCUGAAGGAGCAGCAGGUCUUCCUGGAGCUCAGAGUGACAUUUGUGGUGGAGAUAGUGUCCACAGGGAAGACAGUGGGUAUUGUGGUAAAGUCCAGCAAGUCUCUACAGGAAGCACUGACCCCAGUGCUCCAGAAGCAACGUCUGCGACCACAGGACGUCAUAGUCACCAUGAGUGGGAGCAAAGAGUCCCUAAGCAUGAGCACGGCCGUAACCUCCCUGGCCGACAAAAAGAUAACACUGGACAGAGUGAAAGGUACUGAGCAGAGCAGCAGCUCAAUGGUGUGUGGUAGCUCCUCGGGCCCUGUGUUUCAGGGAAGAAGAUCAGCUGUUGUAGAGAUGGAUACUAGCUCCCUCUUUAGUGCUGACAGAGUCCGGACCAACACCAGGCUGAGAAACCCUGCCGCUAGAAGAACCUAUGACAUGGAUGGUCUGAUGGAACUUCUGUCCAGAGCCCAGUGCUGCAGUGUGGACGAUCAGAGAGGCCUGCUGAAGAAGGAGCAGCUGUGGCUUCCUCAGUUCCUACAGCUCCCUCUGGCUGAGGCGCACGAGGAGCAGGACCAGGAGGAGGAGCAGGGGAAAAGAGGAGGAAUGGGGGGACUGCGGGGUCCGGAUGGACUAGGGCUCACCGAGACAGAGCUGGGGCCAUCUCCUGUCCACUUCCAUGCCUUCCCUGAGCCCUUUCAGCUUCCCUCUGGGCCUCCACUGCAGUUUUCAGACACAGGAGAGGGAGGGGAGGAGCAGACCAGACCACCCUCCUCAGACAGCCAGCUCUCAGACCCUGACCCUGGCCGCGAGACUGUGGUGUGACCGAGGGAAAAGAGAAAUGCUGUGGAUGAAUGGAUUAUGAAUUAGCCUGGGUACAAGUCUGUUUAGCUAACAUUCCUCUGUCAUUGCUAAACAGACUGGUACCCAGGCUAGUUAGGAAUGGGUGUUUUACCUUAUUUAUUAAGCUGGAUUACAGUACUGUGCCUUCGAUUGCCUCAUGUUGUUUACCUGACCUUUGGUGUGAACUGACAUUUUCACUUUGCUUAAAGGCUCAGUGCAGUCAGAAAUGUGAUUGUCCUGUGUUUUAUAUGUAUUUCCACAUGAUGAAGUUGGAAUAAUACUGUGAAAUUGUGAAAAUUAUGAUACUGCCCUUUUAGUGUAAGAGCUGUCUGAAAAUACCUGAAAUUUCUGCCUGUUUAGGUGGGAUGGAAUGUUGGCCAUCCAUGGUGACAUCACCAUGCAGUAAAUGAGUUAAUAGACCAAUAAGAAAGAGUUCCAAACCUCUCUGCCAAUAACAGCAAAUGUUCGAUUUUCCCCUCCCCACUCAUACCACUUCCAGACAGUCUUAGCUAAAUUCUUGCUUGAGAAAUGACUCCUUUGUAAGAAGCUAUUUUUGUUUCUUUUUUUACCAUUUUAACUGAAAACAAUCACAGUAAUGAACUUAACUGUUACCACCCAAAAUGAUUUGAUAUAAACAUGUUUGCAUCGGACCUUUAAAUGCACAGUAUAAAUGGUUACCUAUAGUGUCUGGAUGUUUUUACUGUUGCUCUGCUGUUUAUUUUGCCUGGGAGAUAAUACAUUGAUGUGUUGAUAACCUA